AUGCCCCGCUACUAUGAGGGCAAGCCAGAGGGCGGCGCGUGCGCCGGCUUGAAGGAGGACCUGGGCUUAUGUCUGUUGCAGUCGGACUGUGUGUUGCAGGAAGGAAAAUCUCUUCGACAGUGUUUGAAGGAAGGAAACUGCAAAGCUUUGAAAUACUCCUUUUUUGAAUGUAAAAGGUCAAUGUUGGAUAACAGAUCACGAUUCAGAGGAAGAAAAGGAUAUUGA
Messenger RNA from Elephantulus edwardii (Cape elephant shrew), 225 nucleotides. Its product is annotated as cytochrome c oxidase assembly factor 5-like. Gene Ontology annotation, cellular component: mitochondrion. Lineage: Eukaryota; Metazoa; Chordata; Mammalia; Macroscelidea; Macroscelididae. Bases 1 to 225 code for a protein of 74 amino acids. The record is from RefSeq and is a predicted model, not a curated record. The transcript has 3 exons. Gene Ontology annotation, biological process: mitochondrial respiratory chain complex IV assembly.